Pyrenophora tritici-repentis Pt-1C-BFP is the source of this 2358-nucleotide messenger RNA. Its product is annotated as ACF2, glycosyl hydrolase. The record is from RefSeq and is a predicted model, not a curated record. Gene Ontology annotation, molecular function: endo-1,3(4)-beta-glucanase activity; glucan endo-1,3-beta-D-glucosidase activity. Gene Ontology annotation, cellular component: cell surface. Lineage: Eukaryota; Fungi; Ascomycota; Dothideomycetes; Pleosporales; Pleosporaceae.
AUGUCGUCUAUGGGACCAUCGCAUGCUCGACCUCUGUCUCCACAGGUCUCUUUAGCAAAGCUCGCUCGGAAAGAAUCAUGGUUUGGAUCAUGGCGCGAUAACCGUCGAAGCAUCAAGACUUCCUCUAGUACCAAAAGCAACGAUACAGACGAGGUCCCUCUUGACAACAUCUUCACACCAAUACAGGCCGACGAUAUCCUUCCGCAGAUACCCAUUGGACGUCAUCACCCAGUGCCUAGGACGGGAGUGGAGGAUGACGACAGGCGGACUAUGCACACAAACAGCUUCUAUGCCAAUGCAUUCCUCGGGAAGCAGAACCAGCCAAUCUGGACGCACCCGUACAGUCUUUGGUGGGGCAAGGGAUGGAUGGAAAUUGGCCAGGUGCAGACUUGGGGCAUGUGCGUGAGCCAUGUUGAAGAAUCAGAUUUGGUGUUUCAGCCAGGAGAUCCCGCAAAGGGCUACAUCAACCCCGUACGCAAGCAAAACCUCGUUCUAUCUGCCGUGGAACUUGACGCAAGGACUAUCCUGACAACAGACACGCAUCUUCCCUUUUCCGUCAACAUCAAUCUUAUCGCUCACUCUACGCCGCAAGAACCGAAGAUUACCUUUCCCGUUGUCCAGGGCAUGAGCUUCAUCACUGCCGGCUACCGUAAUGCAACACCCAUGAUACAAACCGGUGGCCGCGGCUUCGUCGACAUGGUCGGACCCACGAUGCUAGGAAGAACCUUCAAAUACUGCCUGCACGAAAAGAACGGGCAGUCCUGGGUCAUGUACGUCAACCCCGUUGCCAACAUAUCCUACGACGCCACAGGCUUCACCUGGCUCGAUCCCAACACGCUCGUCGGACCCCCCAACUUCAAAGGUACUAUCCAAGUAGCCAAAAACCCCCUCGGCGUAGAAGGGGAAGCACUCUACGACCGCGCCUGUGGAACCUUUGUCUGCGAAGCCAAACUCACCGCCACCGUCACCGACGGAAAAGGAACAUACACGUUCCGCUACAGCAAAAUCGGAACCGCACCUCUUCUAAUGUUUGCCCUUCCACACCACAUCGCAUCCCUAGACCCAGAUCUCCGUCCGCACAUCACCACUCUCCGCCUCCGCACAACAACAAAAGGCAUCGCAACAGCCAUCUGGGCGGAAAAACUCACCUUCAUCGAGCCCAAUCUACCCCUCUCCCUCUUCCUUAGCCCCUGGAUCCCCUCCAUGGGCGCCAACACAAAGAUCCGAUACCCACCCGACGUCCUCGCCCUCAUAGCCGCCGUCGCAGAACGCGACCUCCGCCGCGCCAUGACGGACAAGAUACCACAAGAAAGCAUGUACUUUGCGGGAAAAGCCUUUGCAAAAUUCGCAACCAUUGUUUGGGUCAUCCACGACAUACUCUGCCACACAGCCAUUGCCCUCGCAGGCCUCACGAAACUAAAAACCGAACUAGCGAAAUACAUCGCAAACACCCAACGUCACCCCCUCUACUACGACGACAACUGGAAAGGCGUCAUCUCAGCUGCUGGCUUCACAGAUGCAGCUGCUGACUUUGGAAAUACGUAUUAUAACGACCAUCACGUGCAUUAUUCGUAUUUCAUAUACACGGCUGCUGUGAUUGGGUACUUGGACCCGAGUUGGUUGGCACAAGGCGAUAAUAAGGCGUGGACGAAUAUGCUGGUGAAAGAUUUCGCAGAGAGCGAGUAUGAGGGGAGGGAUUACCCGUUCCAACGCUCGUUCGAUUGGUGGCAUGGACAUAGUUGGAGCAAAGGCCUUACUGAGUCACCAGAUGGAAAACAUAUCGAGUGUAUGGGUGAAGAUGGAUUUUCAAGUUUUGCAGUCAAAGUCUGGGGACGAGUUAUCGGCGAUGGGGCAAUGGAGAAGAGGGCCGCACUACAACUAUCCCUCCAGUCCCGCACAUUCCCAACCUACAUCGCCCUUCUCUCAACAAACCCCCACCAUCCCCCCCGCUACCUCGCCAACAAAAUCUGCGGCGUCCUCUUCGAAAACAGAGUCGACUACGCCAGCACCUACGCGCGCCACAGCACCUUUUGCGAAUGCUCCUACUUCACCUUGUCACCCUCCCUCAUCCACGGGAUCCACAUGCUGCCGCUUACCCCCGCCACGUUGUUGUUGCGGCCCAGGCAGUGGGUGCGCGAGGAGUGGGAUGCAUUUUUUAGCGAGGGCAGGUGUAAUGUUGAGGGGGGGUGGCGCAGUAUUUUGUAUGCGAAUUUGGCGAUUGUGGAUCCCAAGGCUAGUUACGCGUUCUUCAGGGAUGGGAUUGAUGGGUUUUGGGAUGAGCGGUGGAUUGAUGGUGGGACGAGUCGGACGUGGUGUUUAGUUUGGGCGGCGGCGUUGGGGGAGCUGGCGAAGAAGUGA